AUGAAGUAUCUCGCCGCCUACCUGCUCCUCGCCCUUGCCGGCAACGAGGCCCCCUCCGCCGCCGACAUCAAGGCCGUCCUCUCCUCCGUCGGCAUCGACGUUGAGGGUGACCGUGUCGAGAAGGUCAUCUCCGAGCUCCAGGGCAAGGACCUCCAGGAGCUGAUCUCCGAGGGCUCUGCCAAGCUCGCUUCCGUCCCCUCCGGCGGUGCUGGUGCCGCUGCCCCUGCCGCUGCCGCUGCCGGUGGUGCUGCCGCUCCCGCUGAGGAGAAGGUUGAGGAGAAGGAGGAGGAGUCCGAUGAGGACAUGGGCUUCGGUCUCUUCGAUUAA
This is a messenger RNA of Penicillium expansum, 327 nucleotides long. RefSeq names its product ribosomal protein P2 (gene aspf8). Bases 1 to 327 code for a protein of 108 amino acids. NCBI's taxonomy places the organism in Eukaryota, Fungi, Ascomycota, Eurotiomycetes, Eurotiales, Aspergillaceae. Gene Ontology annotation, biological process: translation; cytoplasmic translational elongation. Gene Ontology annotation, cellular component: ribosome; cytosolic large ribosomal subunit. The transcript is spliced from 2 exons. The record is from RefSeq and is a predicted model, not a curated record. Gene Ontology annotation, molecular function: structural constituent of ribosome.